GAGGCGGAUCCAUCAUGGCGUCGAUGCAGAAACGAUUACAAAAAGAACUAUUGGCAUUUCAAAAUGAUCCGCCUCCGGGAAUGACUCUAGAUGAAAAGAGUGUACAAAAUUCAAUUACACAGUGGAUUGUAGACAUGGAAGGUGCUCCAGGAACACUCUAUGAAGGAGAAAAAUUUCAGCUUUUAUUUAAGUUUAGUAGUCGGUAUCCUUUUGAUUCGCCUCAGGUCAUGUUUACUGGAGACAAUAUCCCUGUUCAUCCUCAUGUUUAUAGCAAUGGUCAUAUCUGUUUAUCCAUUCUAACGGAAGACUGGUCUCCAGCCCUCUCAGUGCAAUCUGUUUGUCUUAGCAUUAUUAGCAUGCUUUCCAGCUGCAAAGAAAAGAGGCGACCUCCAGAUAACUCAUUUUAUGUAAGAACAUGUAACAAGAAUCCAAAGAAAACAAAAUGGUGGUAUCAUGAUGACACAUGUUGAUGCCACCAUUUUGUGAUCCUCGUAGCAGAAGAUAGUCCUACUGAGAAAAUGAGCACUUUGAUCAUUCAGUCUUUGAACUUUAACCUUUGACUGGAAGUGACCUAUAGGCAAUGAAGACUACUUCCUUUGACUGCAUUUUUACUAGUGUGCAUUCUGGGCGCAUGUUGAUCGCUGGUUCAGUCCAUGCAACUGACAUGCUUUUAUUAGUCAUACAGUAUUAAUGCAGGUGUCCAGAAAUGUCAGAAUAAUUCCAUUAUUUUUAUUUUAAGCUUUUGGAAGAAUUCCAAGUCUUCAUAUAUUGUGCAAUAACACUGAGCUCCUUGGCGGUUUUGGUGCAUCCAUUGCCGGCAAUGGACAUUGUACCAGGGAAAGGUUUUGCUCCUGCCACAAAAAAAGAUUGACACAUGACAGAACUUAUGAAAGGUUUGGAUAUAUUUGGAUUACAAGCAAGGGAUUGACAAUUACCUUAAAUCCAGCCCAUUCUUUUAUAUUUGGAUUCUAUGCACUGUGACCACAAAACUAGCAGCAUGAGUUAACAUGCCUAGCUGAAGGACUGUAAUAAGAUCAUUAUGUAUUUAUUAAAUUGUUUAUCUGCUGUCAAAUUGUUUUGACAUGGGCGGUUUUUCAAGUGACAUUGGCAGAGAGGUACAAUGUUAUCCCUAUGGUGAAAUAAAACUACUUUUUGUAUAUAGUUAUUCAUAUCUCUGAAGCAAAGGUAUGAGUAAUUUAGGGUAUGAGUGAUUUAAACAAGAAUUUAUUUUGAAGAUAGAGGAUGGCAGUGAUAUAACUGAACUAGCUACAGUCCGUAAUUGGGCUUGUAAUUUGUACUUUAGAGCUUUUUCCAAAUAGAUUGCACACUGUUAUUUCCUGCUAGCCAUCAGCAUGAGCCCUACUGCCUACACCAAUAUUUCAUUUAUUUAUGUGUUCGAAAGCAAUCCAUAUAACAUUUUUUGUUUGCAUUCACUGUUUCUUUUGUGUUGUAUGUCAUGUUUGAAUGUUAAAAAACAAUAUUUUGAUUGAAAAGCUUUGUCAGAAGAUAUUUUCAUGUAAAUUAUUUCUUUAUCUUGUAAGCAUCAUCUUGUCUUUUAAUCCUGUAUUAUAAAAAGAAAAAAAAAUACAUUUUUGACAGAGGCUUAAAGUUUUCACAAAAAAGUGUGGACCUUCUUAUUUAAGUUUAGACUAAAGUAAUAUUUUUCUUAACUUGCUUGUCCCACGUAGCCAUGCCAAUUUUUCCAGGCUUUUCUUCACCAAAAAAGGGGGAAAAGCCUAAAAUCAGACAUUUUUCUGUGAAGCAACAUUUAUUCAAAUGAUAGUUGUUCUCAGCACUCUAAUAUUUUGAUACUGCAAUUAGGUUGUCUUUUUAGGAAGCACUUUUAUAAACUAAAUACCUUUACACAUAUGCAAAAUUUCUAUAAUUUUUUUUUACUGUUGCCUUAUUGUUGCACUCAAAAAAAAAUUUCAAGCAACUAAUGCAUGAAUGUCUAGAUCAGUAGCUUGAUGUAAAAACAAAAAAAGCAAAAAAAAAUUCCCUAAACCAAAUCCACAAUGAAUAACUACAAUAAAAAGCAGAAAAUUGGCUGAAAAGACUGAUUUUUUUUUUUAAUCUGCUGUAUGAUAACUGACAUUUUAUAGCCUUGUACAUACUUCUCUGUUACUUAUUGUUUAAAAUACUUUUAAAAAAAUAUAGGUGCUUAACUCAGGGUGGAUAGAGUUUAGAUGGAUUUGCUUCAGAGAAGUAUUUUGUACAGCAUCAGAACUGUAGAUAUUGGCAGUAAAGUGAGGCUACAAUAUCCUUUAGGAACUGCUUUUUUUUUUUUUCCUACUGUACUGAAAAUAUCUCAUGGCCUUUAAAACUCAAUGGUAAAAUCUAGCUUUGGAUAUAAAUUUGAUGUGUGUAUAUAUUUUCACAAUGAGCCUUGGAAACAUAGAAUUAAUUUUCUUUUAAGAGCCAAAAAAAAGUAGUUUUAAACAUAAGAAAUACUUACGCUACAAACUUCUUGUUUAGCAAAAUUUUAAUGUUGUGCAAUCAUCAAACUGGUUAUUUUUGGAAAUGGUUCAUAUGAACAAGCAGGAAUCUGAUACUUAAUCUGUGUAGUCUUGUUCACUGCUCUGUAUUAAUUGAAACAAUUUAGAAAUUCAUGUAUGAACGGUUCACGUAAUGGAUCCUAUCAAAAUAGUCCACAGGAAUCAGACCUUAGCGUGACCAGGUAAUGUCUGAAGAAAUGGCUUGAGUGCAUCUCGGAUUCAAUUAUCUUUUCAUGUAGUAUCUUGGGAAAAUACAAUACAUAGUUUCAGAGAAGCUUUAUGACAUACCAUAUGUAUUUUGUUGAGGAUGGGUGUUGUAGUGCAAAGCAUUUUACGUUUUAUUGACCUGUGCUAACACAUGGACUAUAGUGAAGUUAAAUAACCAAAUUUAUGCUGCUCUUUCAUAAACCCCCACCUCCUAUAAUAUACUUAGAUCAAGAAAAUGCAAAGUAGACUAGAAGAGAAUGUACCUCAGGUCUUAUAGUUUACAGUAGAAAUGCCUCAUUGGUUAUCUUGUAAAUCUGUGGGGAAGAUCACCUAUAUAGAGAGGGCCAAGACAAAACUUAUAUACCACUCAAGCCCUCAAAAUAAUGCAACUAUUCUGACAAUGCUAUGAUGUCCUGAAAAAGGGCUUGAAGUAGAUGGAGGUGGUGCCAUCCUUUCUCAAGGGUGACUCUGUGUAUGUAACUUUCUUUCACUUGGAAUUUCUCACAUGGAAUGGUUACAGAAUUAGCUUGAAACUAUCUUGCUUUUGUGUCAAUUUUCAUGUUGUUAAACACUUUGUUUAGUGUCUUUAUACUAUAACACAAUAAAUUCUUGUUUUAAAAUAGAUUUCUACAGUUGAAUGGAAAUACGUGUGGGCCUUUUCAUGGUGGAGUGCAGGAGCACAGUUCCUUGCAUUCAGCCACUCUUAAGAUAAAGCUGCCAGUAAUUCUAAAAUGUUAUGAUGCACUUCAGAGGAGGAAUUUGCAUAACAGCAAGGUGUUUCCUCAUUCUCCAGAGUGUAUCUGUUGUAACAGAAAGAAAUAGUUAAUUUAAAAAUAAAUCACUCAGAUGUUAAGCUUUCAUUUCUCACAGAUGAGCGUAUAGUUCUUUAUUGUGGGUUUUUUUUUUUUUUUCCAUUUGAAAACACUUAAAAUACUUAAUGAGAAAUUUCAGGUCCAGGAUUCUUGUUUGCCUGCAGUGGUGGGAAGAGAGUUUCUAUUAUUUUAUCAGCAUCUAUCAAGACUGUUCAGUCAAAUCUGUGCCUUGUACCAAUAACUGCUUUCAGUUUUUUACAGUUUUUUCAAGGGAUGAUGUCUUCUGCUUUUUAAAAGACAAGGCACUGCAUACCUAAAACAUAUAUUUUCUAUGAAAAAAUUAAGUUUUCAGAAUUCAUAUAUUUUCUAUUGUGAAAAUUAUUCUAAAUGUUUGAUUUUUUAAUUUACUACCUUUUUUUUGCAAGUUGACAAAAUCUAAGAUGUAAACUGUAUUUAAAGGUUUGCUAAUGAGACCAUAAAGUUUCCAGGUCAGUAAUUAAUGAUGUU
This is a messenger RNA of Cinclus cinclus, 4021 nucleotides long. It is a transcript of the gene UBE2W, whose product is annotated as ubiquitin conjugating enzyme E2 W. NCBI's taxonomy places the organism in Eukaryota, Metazoa, Chordata, Aves, Passeriformes, Cinclidae. The record is from RefSeq and is a predicted model, not a curated record. The transcript has 6 exons. The coding region runs from base 15 to 470 and encodes 151 amino acids.